CUGUCUUCUCCUCAAAGUAAUGUCUGAUCCAGCUUGUAUCUUCAGCAAUGGAUUUCUUGAUAACUAUGACUAUAGCUUCAACUAUUCCACUUCUCUCUCACACAUCUACAACUCUAAUGGCAGCUUCUACUCUAGCAAUACCACAAAGAUAAACCCUAAUUCUACAUCACCUGACUCUCCUCCACUUAGAGAAGCUCUUCCUCUCCUAAGCUUAAGCCCCAUUCAUAAGCAUAAGGCAGCUAGUGUUUCUCACCAUGAAUAUUAUUUCAUGGAGACGACUGAACAAUCUUCUACAAACUUUCUUGAUCAUGAUCUUGGUCAGUGCCAAGAAACUCAGCAUCAUGAUGUGACAGUGGAUCUUCAUCUUGGGUUAACAAAUCUCGGUGGCGACGCUAUUGCCUGCGGUGGUGGUGGGAGCAGCAGCAGCGACGCUAUACUUGAUUCUACAGACCAAGAGCAUCAUCAUGAUCUUCAUCAAGAUCGUCAUCAAUAUCCAGAAGUAGAAGUUACACUUGUUUCCGAUCAUGAUGGUCAUGGUGGUGUACAAAGGGGGAUUCAUCAUCACUAUUGGAUCCCUACUCCUUCUCAGAUUCUGAUGGGUCCUACGCAGUUCUCUUGUCCUCUCUGCUUCAAGACCUUCAACAGAUACAACAACAUGCAGAUGCACAUGUGGGGACAUGGCUCACAAUACAGAAAAGGACCGGAGUCACUAAGAGGGACACAACCAACCGCGAUGCUGAGGCUAUCAUGCUACUGUUGUGCACCAGGCUGCAAGAAUAACAUACACCACCCGAGGGCAAGGCCGCUCAAGGACUUCCGUACGCUUCAAACACAUUACAAGCGGAAACAUGGUGCGAGGCCCUUUGCUUGUCGUAGAUGUGGAAAGGCUUUUGCGGUCAAAGGAGAUUGGAGGACGCACGAGAAGAACUGUGGGAAGCUUUGGUAUUGCUCAUGUGGAUCGGAUUUCAAGCAUAAGAGGUCGCUUAAGGACCAUGUUAAGGCAUUUGGUAAUGGUCAUGUCCCUUGUUUUGGCAAUGAUUGCUUCGGCGAUCAUGAGGACGAGGCUGCUUCUGAUGUCGAACAUCAAGAGUGA
Brassica oleracea var. oleracea is the source of this 1093-nucleotide messenger RNA. RefSeq names its product zinc finger protein WIP4-like. NCBI's taxonomy places the organism in Eukaryota, Viridiplantae, Streptophyta, Magnoliopsida, Brassicales, Brassicaceae. The transcript has 2 exons. Gene Ontology annotation, biological process: anatomical structure development; regulation of gene expression. Bases 20 to 1093 code for a protein of 357 amino acids. Gene Ontology annotation, cellular component: nucleus. Gene Ontology annotation, molecular function: DNA-binding transcription factor activity. The record is from RefSeq and is a predicted model, not a curated record.